AUGAGUGAACCCAAGAGAUCUCGUUCCGGGUGCUCUACUUGCAAAACAAGACACUUGAAGUGCGACGAAUCCAAACCCGUGUGUCUCAACUGCACCCACAAAAACCUCCGCUGCCGUUACGGCUUAAAACUCCAGUUCAAAGAAGACUUGGAGUCCAAAAACAAGGCUUUUGGCAGACAAGGUGUCUGGUCCAAGCGCAAAAAUCAUGAUCGGACUUCCAGCACGGUAGUACCUAAGGACCACAACUUCCACCGGUUUGUGGCGGUCCGACUGCAGGAAAAACUCAUGUUGUUAAACUACACCUACGAUGACUUUGAAUCACCACCACCACAACCUCUUCAGCUACUGAUGGCUCCAUCUAGUGUCCCACAUGCCCUCAUAAGGGGAUUUGAUGAUCACGGUCUUAUAACCUCCAACAGCGACCUUGUGUAUACGCUUGUGUUUUAUAUAGAGCUGGUGUCACCUAUGCUCAACCCAGUGAACAUGGGAAACUUGAAAUUCCACCACGGUGCCAGUCUGUUUCUAGGCGGUGAUAACACCAAAAUGGUGGUGCACGAGGGUUUGGAUGUCGGCUCAUUGCUCCAGUAUAGUCAGAAGUACCCGCACGUUUUGUCGUUGAUGUUGGGCCUUAGUUCGAUCUAUCUCUCGAAAUCUGCGUUUGUGGACAAAACACAAAGUCAUUACUGGAGGAUGCAGGGCAUACGGUUGCGGAACCUCGGGUUACAGCACAUGGCCAAGAGCUUUCAGGGCGAGCUGGCAGAAAUUAGAGUGGAUUUGUGGGUGUCGUUUCUCAUCAUCACGUUAUAUUACUUGGCAGAUGAGUGUAAUGACAACUGGAGCAACCAACUCCGAAGCUGCCAGCAGUUGCUUCGCCAGAGUGAAGUGCGAGCGGUCACCGACCCGGUAGAACGCAAGCUUUUCACCUACACGGUCGAGUUUUUCUCGUAUCAGGAGUCGAUGGGCCGCACCGCCUGCCAUAAGUCCAACGUCUUCAACGAAGAAUGGACAAAGCACCUCGGGCAGGCGGAAGGAGAGGUGGUAUUGAUUCCAUGGAUGGGCUGCGACAAGCGGUUAAUCAGGAUCGUCAGUGAUAUCACCGACUUGUCAAUUCUGGCUCUUCCACAGCAAACUUUCAGAGAAAAACGGGCUGCCAUAAUGGAUGAGCUUGAAAACAUCAAAAUGAAACACUUCAAUCCCGACAACUUUCUCUACAUGAUCGACAACUCGCUUUUAGACCAGCUGCCGGCUAGCUGUGAUGACAACUACGGGUGUUUAUUUUACUAUUAUGACCAAAUUAGCGAUGAGGCUGCGAAUAUGGAAGAGUUCUGUUUUCUACUUACGUGUGAGAUCAAACGGUUGUGUGGGUUGUUAUAUGCUACCUCGUGUCUCUACUACCAGUCACCCAGCCAGCCGUCUAUUGUCAGCCUCGUCACCAAGAUCUUCAACUAUACCAAGUUCAUCAUCAUCAGCAACAACUUCUUCUGGAGUUCGUUGACCUGGCCCUUGUACAUGAUUUCGACGCAGUUGGACUUUGCAGACCCGAUGAGCGAGGUGCAAAAGUUGGAUAUUCUUAAUAUGUUUGACAUGAUAGAUCAAAAGGGAUUGGGAAACGUGGGAAAGGCCAAGUCUGCGGUGGAAACUCUCUGGAAAAAGCGAAGUUUGUAUGAUAGGGCGAAAGGGAAGGAAAAGAAGACGUAUUGGGAAUUUGUUGUGGAUCCGGUGUGCAAUAUUCUGUUGGUAUAA
Yamadazyma tenuis ATCC 10573 is the source of this 1743-nucleotide messenger RNA. RefSeq names its product Zn(II)2Cys6 transcription factor. Gene Ontology annotation, molecular function: DNA-binding transcription factor activity, RNA polymerase II-specific; transcription cis-regulatory region binding; zinc ion binding. NCBI's taxonomy places the organism in Eukaryota, Fungi, Ascomycota, Pichiomycetes, Serinales, Debaryomycetaceae. Gene Ontology annotation, cellular component: nucleus. Gene Ontology annotation, biological process: positive regulation of transcription by RNA polymerase II. The record is from RefSeq and is a predicted model, not a curated record.